This is a messenger RNA of Aspergillus nomiae NRRL 13137, 252 nucleotides long. RefSeq lists its product as uncharacterized. The record is from RefSeq and is a predicted model, not a curated record. Bases 1 to 252 code for a protein of 83 amino acids. The transcript has a single exon. NCBI's taxonomy places the organism in Eukaryota, Fungi, Ascomycota, Eurotiomycetes, Eurotiales, Aspergillaceae.
AUGAAGCUCUCUUCUACUCUCCUCCAAGGCAUCACUAUCUUCGCCGCCUUCGCAUCGGCGAUCCCUCUGUCUGUCCGCUCACCAGACGACGGUUCGAUCCGAAUCCCCGUUAAGGGCGUUCCGGAGCCUGAGAAACGCGAUGACGGCGCCAUCCGCAUUCCCGUAAAGGGUGUCCCUGAGCCGGAGAAACGGGAUGAUGGCGCUAUCAGGAUCCCCGUGAAGGGGGUUCCCGCGCCACCCGCGGAGGAAUAG